AUGGUUAAAUCGACAAAUCGACCAAAAUAUUUUUCAUAUAGUGGUUUUGAUGAACGUCUUGAUAGUCUUCGUGCUGAUGUUAUUGUUGUUAUUGAUGAUGUUGAAUCAUUGGAAAAAGAAUUUUCUGAAAGAUUUAAUAUGCCUGUUCGAUAUAAUUUAACAAAUACACGUGGUUUUUCAUUGGAAAUUAUUGGUGAAUUUAAAGGUAUUUUACCAACGAAUGUUGUAUCAGUAGCUAAAAGACAAAAAUCAACAUUUAUUACAACACUUCAAUUAGCUCAUUUAUCUGAUCGAUUUGAACUUUUAUAUAAUGAUAUAUGUCUUCUAACAGAUCAAAUUAUUUUAAUUCUUCUUGGAAAAAUUCGACCACAUUUUGGUUGUAUGUAUAAACUUGUUGAAGCAAUAUCAAUUAUUGAUAUGAUUCAAUCAUUUGCUGAAGUAUCAAAAGCACGUGAUUAUAUUCGACCUAUAUUUGGAUCAAAUACAAAAAUAAUUAAAGCACGUCAUCCAAUAAUUGAUUUAUUUGGUCAACAAAAACCAAUUCCUAAUGAUAUUGAAUUAUGUAAAGAAAUGAAUGUUAUUCUUAUUACGGGACCAAAUAUGAGUGGAAAAUCAACAUAUUUACGACAAAUAGCAUUAUUACAAAUAUUAGCUCAAAUUGGUUGUUUUGUACCUGCUGAACAAGCUCGAUUUCGUAUUGUCAAUGAAAUUUUUUCAAAAAUUCGUCAACAUGAUAAUUUAUUUAUGGGACAAUCAACAUUUUCAUCUGAAAUCAAUCAUAUUGCAUUUAUUCUUAAUUGUCUUGCUUUAGCUACAAGUAUAACUGAAACAUUAUGUCGUUCAGAAUCAUUUGUUAUUCUAGCAACACAUUUACAACAAUUAACAUCUAUUGGUUAUAUAUAUCGAAAUCUUGCUAAUUAUCAUUUUGAUAUUAUUUAUAAUGAUAAAAUUCAUAGUGAUAUUGAUAAUGAUUCAAUAAAUCGUUUACAUCAUUUUCAAUCACAAAUUAUAUUUGAUCAAAUAAAAGAACAAAAUACAAUUAUUUAUUCAUAUAUACUUCGACCGGGUAUAUGUAAAGAUCUUCAUUAUGGUAUUACUCUAGCUUCACAAAUUGAAGAUUUACAAACAGUUGUAGAAUUAGCUAAAUGUAUAGCAAAAUAUUAUAUGCGAAAGAAAGAGUCGAUUAUAAAUCAAAUAUCAAAUAUUCCAAAUUUAUUAAUGAAACGUGUUAUAAUAAUGAAAAGUUUCUGUGAUUUAAUUUAUGAUAUAUCAAAUAGUACAAUGCAAUUUAUUGAACAACAACGUAUUUAUCUUGAAAAUUUUCAAAAACGUAUGCAUCAAUAUUGGACAACAUCAUCAUCACAUGAUGAUGAUGAUGAUAAUAAUAUUUUAGUUGAAUCAAUUUCAUCACCUACAAUUGAAAAUAAUUAA
This is a messenger RNA of Rotaria sp. Silwood1, 1431 nucleotides long. The record is from the annotation of a GenBank genome assembly. NCBI's taxonomy places the organism in Eukaryota, Metazoa, Rotifera, Eurotatoria, Philodinida, Philodinidae.